AUGGAAAAGUUAAUGGAUGUAAUGAUAGAUGAAUGUCGUGGUGUAUGUAAUAAAGCUUUAGCUGAACUUGUUUCCAAGCUCAAUGACAUUGCUGAAUUAUAUCUUCAUGUUAAUGAACCAGCCGCUGCUGUUGAACAUUAUAGGACAGUGUUAGAACUAAUAGAAAAAUAUAACGAUAAAAAACUUGAAAUUGAUAUAUGUCAGAAAAUCCGUGCUAUGUAUAAUUUGUCCACUGUACUUGAUGAAAAUACAACCUUAAACCGUGCAUUAAAUGAUUCAGACUUAAAAAGGGAUGUGGAACUACUUGAAAAAGAAUAUCUUGAUGCGAGUAAACAAAAUAUUGAAUCAACUCAUAGAACUGUUAAGUUUUAUUCAGAUAAGGUAGCUAAUAUUCUCGGGAAUAAAACCCUACGUUAUUCUGAAUGGUGGUCAGACAUUUUGGACUGGAUUAUUUCACCAAAUGACUUUUUAGCUGAUGUACAAACAGAGUUGGAGGAUUAUUGUGUGCCUGGUGUUCCAAAUAUUGCAAAACGAUUGAAGUCAGUAAAUGAUGUCCAUAAUACUCUUAGUGUUUGGCUAGAUGACCUACAUACAGCAAGAAUAAGCACAAUAUCAAAACUAAAAGCUUUAGAAGAUGCAUCCAUGAGUGACUUGGUUCAAAGGGCAUUAAUGUGUCAUCUAAGUUUAAGAAUAAGAAAGAGGCGAUGUUUUUUAUGUAAUGCUGAAACGCAACUAGUAAUAUAUGGAUCAUUGUUGUUUAGUGCUUCUAAUAAACAAAUGUAUGACAGUACUAGUAAAUGCUUAUUGAAGAUGUCUCAAAAAGAAUUUUUACUUAUAAAUGCAGCUGAACAUAUAAAGGUAUUGGAGUUGGUACGUGAAGAAUUCCGUUACUUAAAGUUUCUAUAUACUCAUACCAGAGACAGCGUUUAUGCUCAUGAGAAGAUAGGUGUGGCAAAGUCACGGAGGACAAAUAAAUUUCGUUGUAUACCAUUGGUGGAUCUUAAAUUUGGAGAAAUAACAAUAACUACAGCUUAUUUAGAAAAAAAAGUCGGAAUCCUACUUUAUCUAGAAAAUUUAAAAAAAGAAAAAGAAAACUCUACUGAAGUUGAUACAUGUCCAAUUUGUUGUCUCAAUGGUGAUACCGGGUGGGCAUUUUUUGAAUGUGGCCAUAGUGUGUGUAAUCAGUGUUUAGAAACCAUGUGUAAUCAUUCAGAUACCUUUAAGGUAGACUGUCCUAUGUGUAGGAUAAGUACACCAAUAAAUUGUAUAUCCUAUGUAAAAAAUAACCAAGAAGGUGCAGGGUCAAACAUAGUAAUCAAAGGAUCAUUUUCUACUAAAAUAGAAUGUGUCACUUUAAAACUAAUGGAAUUGAUUAGUCAGGAUCCAAAUGUGAAAGUUUUAAUUUUCUCAAAUUGGGAUAAAGCAUUAAAUCUUCUAGGAGAAGCUUUAGAUCAAAAUUCAAUCAGUUAUAGGAUACUAAAAACGGGAACUAAGUAUAAAAAAACACUAAAAGAUUUUAAGGUAUGUAAAAAAUUAAGAUAAUUAUGUAAGUGAUUAUUUAGUAUAUAAAGUCAAACUUCCUUAUAAUGUCAGCGGAGGAUAGGAAAAUAAUUAUAACUAUUCAGAAGUGAAGAAUAACAGUCAAAUUGCAAUAUUUUCUGAUGGCCACUAUAUAAAAUACUUAUAAAUUUAAACAAAAGUUCUUCAUAAUA
This is a messenger RNA of Acyrthosiphon pisum (pea aphid), 1712 nucleotides long. RefSeq names its product E3 ubiquitin-protein ligase SHPRH-like. The coding region runs from base 1 to 1542 and encodes 513 amino acids. Gene Ontology annotation, cellular component: nucleus. Gene Ontology annotation, molecular function: ubiquitin protein ligase activity. Lineage: Eukaryota; Metazoa; Arthropoda; Insecta; Hemiptera; Aphididae. The transcript has 9 exons. The record is from RefSeq and is a predicted model, not a curated record. Gene Ontology annotation, biological process: DNA damage response; protein polyubiquitination.